AUGCGACUCCGCAGCUUCAACUCGGACAGCCCCAGCAUGCUGGGAGUGCCCUCGGAGGCACAGGCCAGCCCCCUGGAGCGCUACCCAGGGAGACCAGGGAAGGCAAAGCUGGACUGCACCCGCACCCGUGACUCCUGCGACUUCUAUUGCAGCGAGCCAUCGGAGCUGGGGGAGCCUGUGGAGGAGUACGAGGAUGAGGCCACUCUCUUUGACAUGGUGUGCGAGUCCUCUGUCACUGAUGAAGACAGUGAUUUCGAGCCGCACACCCACCGGGCCCCUGCCGGUCCCCGUAAGCGACCGGCUGGCGGAAACUUGUUUUGGGGAAGAGCAUGUCACACAAACUCACUGCUUCGACUUUCUUUUGUCUUUCCCCUUCUCCCUCUUCCAGACCAGGAUGAGAGAGCAGCGGAGCUCAGCAGGGAGCAGAAUGAGAAGACCAUUCGCAGCACACAGACGGCUCUCCGCAACUUCCGAGAAUUCCUCAUCUCCAAGUAUCCUUCUGAGACUCGGGAGAUCUACGUCAUCCCCUGCAAAGAGCUUGAUGCCUACCUUGCUUCCUUCUUUGUGGACGCCAGACAAAAGGAUGGGUCUGAAUACGAGCCAAACAGUCUGGCCAACUAUCAAUGUGGGCUGGAGCGGUAUCUUAAGGAGCACAGGUAUGGAUACAGCAUUACCAGGGAUAAGGAGUUCAAGAGAUCCCAGGAAGCUCUAAAGCAAAAGCAGAUAGAGUUGAGGUGUAAAGGAAAAGGAAACAAGCCACACAAAUCCAUGAAGCUCACCUUUGCUGAUGAGCUUAUCCUACGCAAAAGAGGCUUACUGAGCCGGUACAACUUUGUCUGGCUGAACAACACUAAGGCGUUUGGACACUGCACGGGUUUCCAUGGGUCCACCCUCAAGUGGGGAGACAUCCGGCUGCGGGUGACAGAGACCGGGUUGGAGUACCUGGAGUGGAUGGGGCCAGACAACGGGGACGUCAAUGCCAAGAGCAAGAGAGGUGGGACGGACUCACGGGUGUACGCCACCCAGCACUCCCCGCAGACCUGCCCUGUGCAAGACUACAAGGAGUAUGCCCAGCGGCGGCCCCCAGCCAUGCGCUACGAGGACGCGCCUUUUUACCUGUCCAUCAAACCCGUCGUCAACUUGGCUGCGCUUCACUGGUACAAUUGCCAAGCCCUGGGGAAAAACAAACUUGCCAAGAUGGUAAAGACGAUGUGCGAGAAAGGCAACAUCCCUGGCAGGAAGACCAACGGGGCGCCCCGGCCCGGGGGGAGCCACUCCAAUACUGGCAACUUCAUAGUGUCUGCGUCCUAUGACUCUUCCUCUGACACCGCUUGAAAGAGGGGUAUCACCUGAACACUUUUUUUUUUCCUUUUUGCUUGAAGUGUUCAAUUUGUGCCCACUAAUACACAUCAUCUGUGAUUUUACACCAUUCCCCCAUAGCCCUCUCUCCAGUGUUAAUUCACUUUAUAAAAUAUAUAAAUACAUAAUAUAUUUUUCUUUUUACAAAUAAGUCAAUUGAAAUAGUUUAGUAUUACUAACAUAGUAUUUAUAGUGUUAAUACAAACAUGAAAGGUACUUAUGGGUUAUAAUAUAAAUGCAGAUUUUAAAAAGACAAAAAUGGUUCUCAGGCAACACAAGACAGACUGGAAAUUGUGUUUUUAACAUGCACACAUCAGUGAGUGUAAAUACCCAGGGAGGGUUAUGUAGCAGUUCUGUUUUAAAGCAUUUUUCAACUUCUUGUUUUAACAUGACCUCCCAGAGUGGAGGAGACAAACUUACCACUGGCUGCUGCUUCUUAUCUGCUGGCUUAUUCUUGCUCAG
This is a messenger RNA of Mesitornis unicolor (brown roatelo), 1821 nucleotides long. RefSeq lists its product as uncharacterized. NCBI's taxonomy places the organism in Eukaryota, Metazoa, Chordata, Aves, Mesitornithiformes, Mesitornithidae. The record is from RefSeq and is a predicted model, not a curated record.